GCGCACACCUUGUUUUCAUUUGUCAAUCCAUCGCCAUAUGUAUCGUAAAUGCAACCCUAGCCUAAUCUUAUAUAUAUCUGACCCCACAUGAAAUAUUCGAAUUAAAUGUGAAAUUAGGGAGGGAGUGGAUGUAUAUAUAUAUAUUAAGAGGAAAAGAAGGGAGAGUCGAGAUUUGAUUUGUAAAGAUAAAUUGAGAGGAAAGUGUAGUGAUGGGGAGAGCUCCAUGCUGCGACAAAGCCAAGGUAAAGAAAGGGCCAUGGUCACCCGAAGAAGACGCCAAGCUCAAAUCCCACAUCCAAAAUCACGGCACCGGCGGCAACUGGAUCGCCCUCCCCACCAAAAUAGGUCUGAAGAGAUGCGGAAAGAGCUGUCGGCUUAGAUGGCUGAAUUAUCUGAGACCUAACCUCAAGCACGGCAGUUUCACUGAAAACGAAGAUAUCUUAAUCUGCAACCUCUAUGUCACCAUCGGAAGCAGAUGGUCUGUGAUCGCGGCUCAGCUACCUGGAAGAACAGACAACGACAUAAAGAAUUACUGGAACACCAGGCUGAAAAAGAAGCUCUUGGGCAAGCAAAGGAGAUCAUCGCCCGCCGCCAACAUCCCUCCACAACCACUUCCACUGCCACCUUUCCAUCAUGCUCAACAACAUCACAACGUUUAUUCACCAAUCAUUCAUCUUCCAUCGAUAUCAAUGGAAAAUGUGAUUAGCUGGGAACACAUGAAUUAUCAACCUUGGAUGCUAUUUGAUGACCCUAGCUUACUACCUACACUUUCUCCAUCACUAGCUUGCUUCAACGACGAAUUUAGUUAAUCGUUUCUCGUUGUUCCACUCUCACUUUCAUCUGGAAAUCAAAUCUCAUCUUUCAUUAA
Messenger RNA from Salvia miltiorrhiza (redroot sage), 868 nucleotides. Its product is annotated as transcription factor RAX3-like. The transcript is spliced from 3 exons. NCBI's taxonomy places the organism in Eukaryota, Viridiplantae, Streptophyta, Magnoliopsida, Lamiales, Lamiaceae. The record is from RefSeq and is a predicted model, not a curated record. Bases 210 to 809 code for a protein of 199 amino acids.